This is a messenger RNA of Cyclopterus lumpus (lumpfish), 4368 nucleotides long. RefSeq names its product filamin-A-interacting protein 1-like. The record is from RefSeq and is a predicted model, not a curated record. Lineage: Eukaryota; Metazoa; Chordata; Actinopteri; Perciformes; Cyclopteridae. The transcript is spliced from 5 exons. The coding region runs from base 763 to 4368 and encodes 1201 amino acids.
ACUUGAAACAGGACUGUGGCUGGUCCUCAUGGACGGAAGGGGGUGGUAAACUAAAAGGGCGGCUAGGUCUCUCCUUCCUAAACUCAUUAAGGCGACCCUCAGAGUCAUCCCUCACUACUCGUUCUGUCACAUUCCGGGUUUUUGCGUCUCGUUUCCUGUUUUAUUUUGAAGUCCUUGUCUCUCGUGUCCUCUGUUUCCCUGCACUUCCUGUCCCUGUGAUUGUCCUGUGUCUAAUCACCUGCACAUUCCCUGUGUAUUUAAACCCUGUUUGUCUUCUGUUCGUAGUGUUUUUGUCCUUAGAUGAUCUCCCUGCCGAGAGCCUACUUUUUGUGAUUCCUCUGUAUUUUCCAAAAGGAAUAACGUUUCCUUUGUACCGUUGUCGGCAUUUGGGUCCUCUCUCUCUCGCGCUCUCUGGCUACAACAGUCGUGACAAGUUCCUCUCUUACAGGGUUUUUAAGCCCUCUGAGGAAGACCUCCUGUAGGGAUACGUCGCUCCACCCAGAACCAUGUGCAACAAGCAGGCAAGAGGAAAUGUCUUUAUCGCGAAGGGGGUGAUCAAAAACCCUACGCAUGUCAUCAGAAAAGUCCUGGUAUGAGGAGUUAGCUAUCGACUGACUCCCAUAAACUUGUAGGCCAAGCUAGCGCCCUCCCAGACCCCAUAACAAAGGCAAUCUUGGCUCUCUCUUUGACAUAUCAAGAAGGUUGCUGAUCAAAUACUAGGGCUGAUCAAGGUGUUGAGGAGUUGGGGAUCUAAGUGACUCCAUGUGGUCCCUGAGGAGUUGGUCAACUGAAAGGUUUCUCGUAUCGCUGUCUCACUUAUCGGCUCCUUUGUUUACACUCCACAGGAGUAAGAUGCGAUCCAGGAGCUGCACCAUGGAGGGUCCCGACGACGGACACAUCCAGCCCACCAGAGGUUUCAUCAAGCAGGUGGAGGAGAACAAACCGGAGCUCGCAAAGAGGAAGAUGAAGGUCCAGCGGGAGGAAAAGGACGGGAGGGCGGCGAAACCUCAGAAACCUGCAGAGAGCAGGAAGCCGGCGGCGGAUCUGUCAAAGUCCGACAUGCUGCAGCUGCUGGGGAUCAUGGAAGGAGAAGUUCAGGCCAGAGAGGACAUCAUCGGCCUGCUGAAGUGGGACAGAACCAGACCGGAGGCUCUGGAGGCCCAGUACGCCUCCGCCGUCCCCAUCAAAGCCCUUCAGGCGCUGCAGAGAGACGGGCAGCUCACCCUGAGGACCAGCGGCAUGGACGACGUGUACGAGAAACCCAUGACCGAGCUGGAUCGUCUGGAGGUCAAACAGAAGGAGACGUACCGGCGGAUGUUGGAACAGCUGCUGCUGGCGGAGAAAAGCCACCGCCGCACCAUCACGGAGCUGGACAGCGAGAAGCGUAACCACGGCAACUUCAUGAACAAGAGCGACGACUUCACCAACCUGCUGGAGCAGGAGAGGGAAAGACUCAAAAGGCUGCUGGAGCAGGAGAAGGUCUACCAGGCUCGUAAGGACAGGGACCACAGCAGGAGGCUGGAGAAGGUCAGAGCGGAGCUGGUCAAGCUCAAGUCCUUCGCCCUGAUGUUGGUGGACGAGCGGCAGCUGCAUAUCGAGCAGAUCGACCAGCAGAGCCAGAAGGUCCAGGACCUCGCUCUCAAGCUGCAGGAGAAAGAGCAGCGCUUGGUGGCGGUCACCGACACCGCCAAGGAGGACGGCCAGAAGGUCCUCGCGCUGGAGGCCGAGCUGGAGCAUAGAGCGGCCAGGUUUGCCCAGGAACAAGAGGAGAUGACGGCCAAACUGGCCCACGAAGAGUCCCAGAGCCGACAGCUCAGGCUGAAGAUGGCCGGAUUGGCGCACAAGAUUGAAGAGCUGGAGGAGAGCAACAAGGCGCUUCAGAAGUCAGAGGAAGACCUGCAGGAGCUGAGGGAGAAGAUCAGCAAAGGGGAGUGCGGGGAUUCGUCUCUCAUGACCGAGCUGGAGAAUCUGCAGAAGAGAGUGCUGGAGAUGGAGGGCAAGGAUGAGGAAAUAACCAAAGCAGAGACUCAGUGCAGGGAGCUGAGGAAAAGGCUGCAGGGUGAGGAGACCCACAGCAAGGAGCUGAGGCUGGAGGUGGACAAACUGCAGAAGAGGAUGGUUGCGCUAGAGAAACUGGAGGGGGCUUUCAGUCGGAGCAAAACAGAAUGCUCUCAGCUCCACACAAACCUGGAGAAAGAGAAACGUGUCGUGAAGGAUCUGGCCGGCGAGCUGGAGGCGGUGAAAACUCAGUUAAAGGGACUUGAGUGCUCAGAGACGAAGUUUGAAAAGGCCGAAACGGUCUUCAAAGACGAUCUGAUGAAGUUGAAGUCCUUCACAGUUAUUCUGGUCGACGAAAGGAAAAACAUGGCGGAGAGGCUCAAACAGGAAGAACAGAAAAGUGAUGAUUUGAGUAGGAUGUUCAAAGCAGAGCAGGAAAAGGUCACAGAGGUCACGGAGAAGCUGAUUGAGGAAAGCAAAAAACUUCUCAAAUUCAAAUCUGAAAUGGAGGUCAGAGUCACAAACCUCGUGAAAGAGAAAGAUGAGUCAAAAAAUAAACUUCUGAGUGAAGAGGAAAAGUGUAGGAAGCUGAAUACCAAGUUAGGUGGUAUGAAAAUAAGAAUCGAUGGACUUGAGGAGACUGAGAGGGAAAUACAGAGGAAGUGGUCCAUCAAGGACAAUAAUCCAGAUGAAGACAACAAAGUCAAAGAGUUUGCGCUAGAAAUUGAAAGACUUAAGAGCCGGCUCAAACAGCUCGAGGUGGUAGAAGGAGACUUAAUGAAAACAGAGGAUGAGUACGAUCUACUGGAGAAGAAAUUCAGAAUGGAGCAGGACAAAGCGAACACCCUCUCGAAGCAGCUGGAAGAAAUGAAAAGUCAGAUCGCCAGAAACAAAGCCAUCGAGAAAGGCGAGGUCACGUGUCCUGAGGCUGAGCUCAGGAUUCGCUGCAAGAUGGAGGAGGCCAAAACUAGAGAGCUGCAGGCGGACGUCCAGGCCCUGAAGGAGAAGAUCCACCAACUGAUGAACAAGGAGGACCAGCUCUCCCAGCUGCAGGCGGAUUACUCCGUCCUCCAGCAGAGGUUCAUGCAGGAAGAAGAGAAGAAGAUGAGCCUGAGCCAUGACUUCGCCAACCUUACGAAGGAGAUGGAAGCCACCAAGCGGUACAGUCGCGCCUUGAGACCCAGCAUGAACGGUAAGCGGAUGCUCAGUGUCCCGGUGACCUCCACCGCAGUGCAGACGGAUGCGAUGGCGAGCGAAUCGGCUGAGGACGAGACGGCGGCGGGCUUCAUCCGGAAGUCAGUCCUCGAGGAAAACCACCUAAUGAGCAACCUCAGACAACGGGGUCUUAAAAAGCCGGCGGUUCUUGAGCGAUACCCUCCAGCUUCGGCAGAACUGGGCGCAAAAAAAUCCUGGAUACCCUGGAUGAAAAAGAAGGAGGCCAUUACGCUUACUCAGACCGCUCCCGACAAGACCAGUCGGGUGUCCUUGUUCCAUCCGCCGGAGAUGACCGGGCCGGGCCAGCCGCUGCACAUCCGCGUGACCCCGGAUCACGAGAACAGCACCGCCACGUUGGAGAUCACCAGCCCUCUGGUCGAGGAUUUCUUCUCCAGCACCACCAUCAUCCCGACUCUCGGUCUUCAGAAACCUCGCAUCACAAUCGUCCCCGAGCCCACCACCGUGGCCUCGAGGAGCAAAGCCUGUGAGCUGGCGGGAGGUUUCGAUCGAGCCAAAUCCCCGGUCACCAUUAUGGCCAUCUCCAGGGCCAAGAGUCCGGAUAAACCCGUAGGCCUCCGGUUGCCGGUGUCCAUCAUCACGGUCAGCACCACCCCUGUGGCCGAAGCGAGCGCGUCGCCCGAGCCUCACGACGUCACCGCGAGCCGCACGGUGAUCAAGGUAACCCCGGAGAAGCAACCGACGCCGUACAGGAAGUACAACGGCAACAUCAUCACGACAGAGGACAACAAGAUCCACAUCCACUUGGGUCCGCAGUUCAAGAGGCCCUCCGAGGGGUGCGGCGGUGCGCUGUUGACGCUCAGGAGCUCCGAAAGCAGCAAGGAAGCGUCGACGGGAACGGUGCUACGCUCGCCGCACCAAACCUCGACCGGGAAGACGACUCAGAGCAAAAUGACGAGCAGCAUAACGAUCACACCGAUCACCUCGGCGUCCGCCAGGCCGACGCAGUCAGUGCCGGGGUCGGACGUGCAGUCCGCUCGGACCGCCGCCACGCGGAUCCCGGUGUCAAGAGGUACGAAGCCGAGCAGCAAGGCGUCCGUGGCCGUUUCCACGGUGACGAGAGCCGAGAGCCACUCGAUGAAGAUCGAGCUGAGGAGGUCGACGGUGUGCGGCUCGGCCUCCGGGGGCAAGAGCUGA